Messenger RNA from Labrus bergylta (ballan wrasse), 3166 nucleotides. Lineage: Eukaryota; Metazoa; Chordata; Actinopteri; Labriformes; Labridae. The record is from RefSeq and is a predicted model, not a curated record.
ACCUGACAUCAAACACACCUGAAAAACACCUUUCAAGACCUAAAAUAUGUCCAGACACCUGACAACACUGACAAACCACCGAAACAUGUGUAAACACCUGAAAACAUCUGGUAACACCUAGAUCUCGAUUCACAAGCCAUAGUCUUUGUCAGAGCCCGUGCUCCACGACAUCAACACCUAAAAAAACACCUGACAACACCUUCUAAUAUCUGCCAAUAUCUGCCAACACCUGCCAACACCUGUCAACACCUUCCAAUACAUGUCAACACCUUCCAACACCUGCCAACACCUGACAACACCUGCCAACACUUGAAAACACUGAAUGACACCUGUCAACACCUUCCAAUACCUGCCAACACCUGCCAACACCUUCCAAUACAUGUCAACACCUUCCAACACCUGUCAACACCUGUCAACACCUUCCAAUACAUGUCAAUACCUUCCAAUACCUGCCAAAACCUUCCAACACCUGUCAACACCUGUCAACACCUUCCAAUACCGGCCAACACCUUCCAAUACCUUCCAUGUCAACACCUUCCAAUACCUGCCAACACUGAAUGACACCUGUCAACACCUUCUAAUACCUGCCAACACCUGCCAACACCUGCCAACACCUGUCAACACCUGUCAACACAUGUCAACACCUUCCAAUACCUGCCAACACCUGCCAACACCUUCCAAUACAUGUCAACACCUUCCAACACCUGUCAACACCUGUCAACACCUGUCAGCACCUUCCAAUACAUGUCAAUACCUUCCAAUACCUGCCAAAACCUUCCAACACCUGUCAACACCUGUCAACACCUUCCAAUACCUGCCAACACCUUCCAAUACCUUCCAAUACCUUCCAUGUCAAUACCUUCCAAUACCUUCCAUGUCAACACCUUCUAAUACCUGCCAACACCUGCCAACACCUGCCAACACCUGUCAACACAUGUCAACACCUUCCAAUACCUGCCAACACCUGCCAACACCUUCCAAUACAUGUCAACACCUUCCAACACCUGUCAACACCUGUCAACACCUGUCAGCACCUUCCAAUACAUGUCAAUACCUUCCAAUACCUGCCAAAACCUUCCAACACCUGUCAACACCUGUCAACACCUUCCAAUACCUGCCAACACCUUCCAAUACCUUCCAAUACCUUCCAUGUCAAUACCUUCCAAUACCUUCCAUGUCAACACCUUCUAAUACCUGCCAACACCUGCCAACACCUGUCAACACAUGUCAACACCUUCCAAUACCUGCCAACACCUGAAAACACUGAAUGACACCUGUCAACACCUUCCUAUACCUGCCAACACCUGCCAACACCUGUCAACACCUUCCAAUACAUGUCAACACCUGUCAACACCUUCCAAUACAUGUCAGCACCUUCCAAUACCUGCCAAAACCUUCCAACACCUUCCAAUACCUGCCAACACCUGUCAACACCUUCCAAUACCUGCCAACACCUUCCAAUACCUGCCAACACCUUCCAAUACCUGCCAACACCUUCCAAUACAUGUCAACACCUUCCAACACCUUGCAAUACCUGCCAACACCUGUCAACACCUGUCAACACCUUCCAACACCUUCAAUACAUGUCAACACCUUCCAAUACCUGCCAACACCUUACAAUACCUGCCAACACCUGUCAACACCUGUCAACACCUUCCAAUACCUGCCAAUACCUUCCAAUACAUGUCAACACCUUCCAAUACAUGUCAACACCUUCCAAUACCUGCCAACACCUGUCAACACCUGACAACACCUGACAACACCUGAAAACACUGAAUGACACAUGUCAACACCUUCCAAUACCUGCCAACACCUGCCAACACCUUCAAAUACCUGCCAACACCUGUCAACACCUGAAAACACUGAAUGACACAUGUCAACAGCUUCCAAUACCUGCCAACACAUGUCAACACCUGUCAACACCUUCCAAUACCUGCCAACACCUGUCAACACCUGUCAACACCUGUCAACACCUUCCAAUAAAUGUCAACACCUUCCAACACCUGCCAACACCUGUCAACACCUUCUAAUACCUGCCAACACCUUCCAAUACCUGCCAACACCUGUCAACACCUGUCAACACCUGUCAACACCUGUCAAUACCUUCCAAUACAUGUCAACACCUGCCAACACCUUCCAAUACCUUCCAUGUCAACACCUUCCAAUACCUGCCAACACCUGUCAACACCUGACAACACUGAAUGACACCUGUCAACACCUUCUAAUACCUGCCAACACCUGUCAACACCUGUCAACACCUUCCCAAUACAUGUCAACACCUUCCAACAGUUUCCAAUACCUGCCAACACCUGUCAACACCUGUCAACACCCUCCAAUACAUGUCAACACCUUCCAACACCUGUCAACACCUGUCAACACCUGCCAACACCUUCCAACACCUUCCAAUACAUGUCAACACCUUCCAACACCUUGCAAUACCUGCCAACACCUGUCAACACCUGUCAACACCUUCCAACACCUUCAAUACAUGUCAACACCUUCCAAUACCUGCCAACACCUUACAAUACCUGCCAACACCUGUCAACACCUGUCAACACCUUCCAAUACCUGCCAAUACCUUCCAAUACAUGUCAACACCUUCCAAUACAUGUCAACACCUUCCAAUACCUGCCAACACCUGUCAACACCUGACAACACCUGACAACACCUGAAAACACUGAAUGACACAUGUCAACACCUUCCAAUACCUGCCAAUACCUUCCAAUACAUGUCAACACCUUCCAAUACAUGUCAACACCUUCCAAUACCUGCCAACACCUGUCAACACCUGACAACACUGAAUGACACCUGUCAACACCUUCUAAUACCUGCCAACACCUGUCAACACCUGUCAACACCCUCCAAUACAUGUCAACACCUUCCAACACCUGUCAACACCUGUCAACACCUGCCAACACCUUCCAAUACCUUCCAAUACCUGCCAACACCUGCCAACACCUUCCAAUACCUUCCAACACCUGCCAACACCUGAAAACACUUGAAAAAAUCCUGUCAACACCCGACAACACACAACCUGUAAAGAUAAACACUCAGUAUUUGAACUACACAGAGCUCCAUCAGAGGAGAGCAGCGGGUCAUUAAUAUCAAACCUUAACUUUGAACAUUUAAUGAUUAAUAAAAACUAAGAGUUGAUUUUUUUCUUUUU